This is a messenger RNA of Pelobates fuscus (common spadefoot toad), 2259 nucleotides long. RefSeq names its product fucose-1-phosphate guanylyltransferase (gene FPGT). NCBI's taxonomy places the organism in Eukaryota, Metazoa, Chordata, Amphibia, Anura, Pelobatidae. The coding region runs from base 123 to 1892 and encodes 589 amino acids. The record is from RefSeq and is a predicted model, not a curated record. The transcript is spliced from 4 exons. Gene Ontology annotation, molecular function: transferase activity, transferring phosphorus-containing groups.
GCCUUGUUACAUUGUAGCAGUCUCAUAUUCGCCUCUGUCAAGCCUUUGGUUCCCUGGUACCUACCUAUUGCAGCUAAAUCAAAGUUUAGGGGGUGUUCUCCAGAAACCAGGAGGGGGUCAGGAUGUUUAAUCAGGAAGAUGUCAGUCUGCAGACAGAGACCUACCGCAGGCUGGCUAAAUUCAACACUAUCAGAGGUAAAGAAGUGGAGCCUGGGAAAUUCUGGGAUGUGAUCAUCAUCACAGCCGCUGAUAAACAGCAAGAGUUGGCCUAUCAGCAACAGUUGGCCGAUAAAUUGGCACGAAAAGAGCUCCCCCUUGGAGUUCGUUACCAUGUGUUCUCUGACCCACCAGGACCAAAAAUUGGAAAUGGAGGUUCAACGCUGUAUUCACUCCACUGUUUGCAACAAAUGUAUCCCAGUGAAAUGACCACAUUUAAAAUUCUGUUAAUCCAUGCUGGUGGUUACAGCCAACGUUUACCAAGUGCCAGUGCUCUGGGGAAAAUUUUCACAGCGAUGCCUCUUGGAAAUCCAAUUUACCAAAUGCUAGAGUUAAAGUUAGCCAUAUACAUUGACUUUCCUACCAAUAUGAACCCAGGAGUCGUGAUAACCUGUGCAGAUGACAUCGAGCUUUACAGUAGCGGGGAUUCCCAAGUGAAAUUUGACAGGAGUGGUAUAAUUGCCCUUGCUCACCCAUCAUCACUCAGUAUAGGUACUACUCAUGGGGUGUUUGUGCUAGAUCCACCCAACUCUGCACACCAAGAACUUGAUUACAGAUCUUGCAAGUCAUACCUUCAUAAACCUUCCAUUAAAAAGAUGCACGAAACCGGGGCAAUACAUAGUCACAAGACUUCCUCCCAAGUAGACUGUACAGGCGCACAGCUUACUGCUCAAGUGGUUUAUACAGAUAGCUUGUUUUACAUGGAUCACAGUACAGCCAACUUGUUGGUCACUUUCUUUCAAGAGUUAGGAAACAUUUUAUGUGAAAUUGAUGCAUAUGGGGACUUUCUCCAAGCUCUUGGUCCAAACGCUACUUUAGAAUACACUGAAAAUAUUGCUAAUGUUUCGAAAGCAGAAUCUCAAUUGAUCGAAGUCAGGAAACAGAUCUAUUUUCUCCUAAGAGGUACUCCAUUUACUGUCAUAGUGUUAAAUAACUCAAAGUUCUACCACGUUGGAACAAUGCAAGAGUAUUUAUACCAUUUCACUUCAGAUAGCAUACUCAGGGCAGAGCUUGGAUUAGAGUCCACCGUUUUCAGUAUUUUUCCAGGUCAACUUGAAAAAAAAACUAAUGAGAAAGCAUGUGUCAUUCAAAGUAUACUGGAUACCAAGACUUGUGUGUCACCUUGUUCUGUAGUUGAAUAUUCCAGGCUAGGUCCCGAAGUUACUGUGGGAAAACACUGUAUUAUAAGUAACACCUCUGUCAGCUGUAGAAUUGAUAUACCAGACAAAACCUUUAUUAGUUCAUUAGGUUUGAUGACUGAUGGACAAGCAAUCUAUGCAACCAUAGUGUUUGGUAUAGAAGACAAUUUGAAGAAGAGCGUCACCUCGUUGUCGGAACUGAGUUCCCUUAGGAUAUUUGGAAAGGGUCUUAAAGAGUGUUUGGACUACUGGGGCAUCAUAAUUACAGAUCACCUCUUCUCUGGAGACCAAAGAAAUUUGAGUUUAUGGAAUGCCCGCAUAUUCCCUGGGUUUCCUACUUUACAAAAAUCUGUUGAUGUGUCCAUGCAAAUGCUGAAUAGCUUACAGACAAAAUCAUUAGUACAACUUGGUGACACAAAAUUACUUUCAAUUGAAGAAAUAAUGUCACACAAAGAUGUCAAAGACAUGCUGAGCAUUAGACAAACUAUUUAUAGUGAAAUUGUGACUCAGAGGCAAAUGGAAAGGCCAGUAUCAUAAUUGAAGGUUUAAUCUGAGGUUAAUCUUUGGUUACAUGAUGAUUUUUAACAUAGAUUUCCCUGGGUUCCUAAAAUGAUGUGUAGAUUCCCGUGGUCUCACGUUGAACAGGCAGAUUACAAGGGUGAAUCUGUAGAUUUUCAUGGCAUGGGGCCAUAAUCUCCCAAAGAAUGUGUCUUUCACCUGGGUCCAAUAAAUUAUGCCUAGAAUAUUUAAUAACAAUCACAGGGUAACGUUAUCGUUGUGAAUAGGUACGUUUCUCGGAACCACUGAAUUUAAGGUAAAUAAUAAGGGUGAUGGAUGAAAAUACUUUAUUGGAGAGAAUGACCAAUUCUAUAAAUUUUAAUAUUUUCCAUGUGAUUUGAAACAG